Arctia plantaginis is the source of this 2988-nucleotide messenger RNA. Lineage: Eukaryota; Metazoa; Arthropoda; Insecta; Lepidoptera; Erebidae. The record is from the annotation of a GenBank genome assembly.
AUGGCCGUAAUAAAAUUGUUAGAGCCUUAUUCUGAGUCUGCCAUCCCUAUAUGGUCGUCGAAUGGAUGUACGGCGUUGCAGCGUGCGGCUGCGGACGGGCACAUCGACGUGGUGCAACUGUUGCUGCAACACGGUGCUGAUCCGAACAAACAAGACAAUGUGCACGGCAACACAGCAGCACACGAAGCGGCGUGGAAGGGGUACUCGCGUGUGGUGGCGCUACUGGCGCGCGCCGGCGCAGAGCUGCGCGCGCGCAACGCCGCAGGCUUCGCGCCACUCCACCUUGCCUGCCAGAACGGGCACAACCAGUCCUGCCGGGAGAUACUGUUGGCAGGAGCACCACCCGAUUUGCAGAACAAUUACGGCGAUACCUCCCUCCACACAGCAGCCCGAUACGGUCAUGCUGGCGUCACUCGUAUUCUUAUCUCAGCCCAGUGCAAGGUGUCCGAGCAAAACAAAAACGGGGACACGGCUCUCCACAUUGCCGCGGCUAUGGGUCGGCGAAAACUGACUCGGAUACUCCUCGAGGCCGGAUGCGAUAAAUCCAUACGCAACCAUCAGGGUGAAACAGCCAGAGACAUUGCUACCAGAAAGGGCCUCGAGGAAAUAAUUAACAUUUUGAAUACUCCCGUUGCGAAGCAACCUAAAAAGAAGCAUAGAGAUAAAAGCAAAGAUAGAGCUCUAGAUGAACCUGAUGAAGGAAAGAAAAAGGAGAAAGGCAAAGAAAAGGAUAAAAAUAAAAUCAAGAAGAACGUGCACUUUGAGACUCCGGCACAAGUUCAGUGGUCGCCAUACGGUUGUCACUACUAUCCUGAUCCAAAAUUUUUUCCGAAGCCAAAACUAAGCUCGUUACCCACCGAACCACUAAAAAAAGGCGAGCAGUAUUAUCUAGAUUUGGCAGGAAAUAUUAAGAAGGGUCCAAUAGGCGCAGGUUACACUUGCUACUGUGCGCCAUUCUUCAAACACAUGGAAGAUAAACUAAAUGAAGAUAAAAAAGACUUAAAGAAGCAUAUUGAUAGAGCACAUGAGAGGCUAGACCAAAAGGUAACAGACCUAGAAAUGAAAACGCAGGGACAAAUAUCAGAGCUCACUAGAUUCGUUGCAGCUGAAAGGGCUUUGUGUAAAGAAAGGCACAAACAUUUAGAGCAUUGGUUGACGCGAGGUAUGAUGUUCAGACAAUCGGAAAGAGUAAAGAAAUUAGACUUCAGCCCUAAGGGAUCCCUAGAUAUACCUCCACUGAAAAGAACUAGAAGCUUAGAAUUGCUGGAUGCAGAUACUACAGAAUGGAAUAAAGUGCAUAGGAUAAUAAAAAGUUUUAAUAAAGACUCUGAACAAUACGAGAGUCAUGCCAAAGACCUAAACGACAGCAAAGCUACCUCAAAAAGCACAGAAAUCCUGGAUAGCAAACGGUCACCCAGUCCUAGACGGAGAUAUCAAAUCAAGAAUUCUAAAAGUAGUGAUGAAUUAGAUGCUGGUCCAAGCAGGUUAUCAGUACCACUAUUUUCGAAGCCACCAGUACAUCCACAUCAUGAAAGUCAUCAACAAAAUGUGACCGCAGAAAUUCAUGUAAAAGCAAAUAAAAUGUCGGUAUGUCAAUCACCUAUGUCAAUGGAGGUGGAAAGUUAUAAUCAGAGAUACGCGUGUCCUAGUCGACAGUCAGAAGCAAAGUCACCCAGUAGUAGUCAUAAACAAACCAGUGACUUCGAAGAAGAUGUCAAAAGUCCAAAGGAUCAGAACGUGCCUAAAUGGAAAAGUCAAGUACUGCAAAGAACAGCAGAUGAUAUUAAGAAACGCGUAGCUCUUGAGAAAGAGAUGUCUGAAGUGUUGGUUAGAAAUAAAUCUCUAGAAAUUUCCCAAGACGGCUAUGUAAAACUAAGGAAACAAUGUCCGUAUCAAGGUAAAGAUGAUCCACAAAGGGAGCAGAGAAAAUCAGUUCAAGAAUUAGUAGCACAAGCAGAAAGGCAACAAAGUACAUCUCCUGAAUCUAUUCCUAGAAAUCUGCAGCAACCCACCGAAAUCGUUGAACCUUCAACUAGUCAGCACCCUGGUAUUCUAAAAAUGCCACAGCAACCCCAAAGACCAGCACCAGUUCUAAAAGAAAAGCCACCGAAAAGCAAACGUUUCAGCUUGCAUAAUUUAAUACCGUUUCCAACGAGAAAAACCUUUCAAAACCCGCCAAAGGACAAUGGGAAUAACUCGGAAAGCAGUGACGAGGAAGACAAUCCAAUAAGAAGUUCCAUGCAACCGGGACCAAUGAAGAACACCAAUUUGCUUCAAACACUGCCAAUGCCUAACUUUGAAACAGUGUCAAAGUCACCGUCGCCAGCGCAAAUGUCUACACAAAAUCCGUAUCCCCAUAAUUUACGACCUAUGAUACCUAAGGAUGCCUAUUUCCACGAGAUUCCUAACAGACAAAUGCCCUAUUUAGAUAGUGGUUUGCCAGUCCCUCAGUACUCAUGUUCUCAAUAUGACUACAACCAGCCAGGACUACCUAAUCAAAUACAAGGUCGAAACAGAAAUCCUUUAUACCAUCAUCAGACUGGAGUAUUCGACGCGAUGAUGCAGGAUCAUAUCAUGAGAGAGAUGGAACGCAUACCGCACUGCUACAGCGAUCAUUUAGACCAAAACACUGAAGUUGAAAUCGCAAAUCAGAAUGACUACCGGCUAUGCUACGACCCAAUGUACCCGAAUUUUAGGGGAAAUCCGCAUGGAAUGACCAGAAAACCGAAUCCUGACCAUAGUUUACUACACAGUCGGUUACAAUCGUUGGCGAUUAACACCCAUCUGGCUGAAACCCAAAGUCAGGCAGACAGGGAGUCCCACAACGAUUCUGGAUACAGUACGAAAGUGUAUGGGAGCUCGCAGGGGCCAUCGCCAAGUUUGUCAGGUCAUGCGGAUGGUUCAGAUAACAUAUCCGGGCAGAGAGUUAAUGUUAUGCCGAAUGGGAAGCCCAUGGGUGGUCAGAUUGGAGCUUCUAGUUUAGUGUAA